AACAGUGUUGGGCAGACAUGCAGAAAGCUGACUGAUGAACUACUGGAAAAUAUAACAAGACAGAAAUAACAGGACUGAACAAAACAUUCUCUAAUUUUGUCAGAUGUUUAAAUGCAGGCAGUGAACAGCCUCAACUACUGCUGCAGACGUCAGGAUCAAGAACUAUGGAGGAUUCCAGCCUGGUCCGAUGUGACAGCCUGGAUGCUGGAUCAGGGUGUGACAGGGAGGUGAUGACACCAAUCGACCGUUUGACCCUUGACCCUGAGGGCUCUGACCUCACAGCAAACCUCGAGCCUUCACCAGAAGAACUGGCUCAGUGUGAGGCUGAGGUGGGCACGCUGCUCAGCAUCAUUGCUGAAUUGAACAAGAAGAUGGGGUCAUUGAAGGCACCAAGUGAAUCAGGGAACCUGAGACCACCAGGACCAUCCAGACCUCUGGUUCCAGACCUUCUGUCCCACAGGCUGGCCAGAAGCAGCCCAGAGAGGAGCACUGCCUCUGCUCUCACAUCUGAACCUGCAGUGACUGGCCGAGGGGGUAGUGGCGUAGUCUGGACUAAACUCCAAGAGGUUUUAUCAUCAGUGGAGGACUCCAUCAGCUCUAAAAGGUCCUGGGCUGCCCCCAUCACAGCUUCUGACCAGGACAAGCACCAAGAGCAUCUGAGAGCGGCCCAGGAGAGCUGGGUCAAAGCCACUCAGAUAUUGGAGGACAUGGAAAGAGAGUUUGGGAUUUCAUGCCCAUCAGGCCUGCCAAAGGACCAGCAUCAGGAGGACAUGCUGGAUGUGGAGAAGCGUGACCCUGCUCUCAAAAGCACAUUGCAGAGUCACCAGGAGGAGCCGGAGCGUGAACAGAGCACCAUGAGCCCGACGGAAGAGGAGAAGAACAAGCUGGUUGCUCUCCAUAAGGCCUGGAAGUUAGGCAGUUGCUCUCCUUCCUACCGGCCCCCUUCUGGGGCUCUCAGUCCAGACUGGGCCUCUCCUCCCUUCCCUGGUUCACCUUUACUCCACAGAAGAACAGCCAGAACUGUGACACCUCUCUCUGUGGGUGGGGACGGUUCUCCACUGGGCUCAGUUAACUCAUGCAGUCCUUGUUCUAGCCCCAUCAGCCUGGAGUCAGAGACAGAACGACUAAACAGGUGCAUUGAGAGGCUGAAGGCCAGAAAUGAAUGGCUGACUGCAGCUCUGGAGCGAAGAAAGGGAGAGUCCGAACAGAUCAGUAUUACACUAAACAGACUAGAGUCUGACUGCUCUGCCCUGCAGAUGGCUCUCAGAUACUGUGAGGAGUGCGAAGAGGCCUACAGCGAGCUGCUGUCACUUUAUGACGCCAGGAAGCAGCAAAGCAUUCCUCUGCAGACAGACUUAGCAGAGGCAGUCGUUGACAGGCAGCAGCCCGACAGUCCAUCAGCUCAGCUCAGAAAAAUGGGAACUGAGGAGCUGUCCACCUCCUUCUCAACAGCAGGUGCCACAGAGCCAACGGAAACACAGAGUCACACAAGGCAAAGGACCUCUGAGCUGGUGGAGCGAGAGGCUGCGCUUCGUCAGCAAAUUGAGCGCCUGAAGAAGGACCGGGCAGCUAUUUGUCUACCUAAACCGAGUUCAGGAGUUGAGGGCAAAAUGAGCCCAGAGACUGGUCACCCGGCUGGAUCAAGAGGAGGACAUGUGACUAAAGAUAAUGCCAAACCUCCUGAUACCAAGAAAGAGAAAGCUUCCCUCUUCUAUGAACUCAUCUCUGUCAGGGAGGAGAUGUCAGAUCUGCGAGCUCUAAUCCGCCUCAAGGAGAAAGAGCUGAGAUGUCUGGAGUGGAGUUUAAUGGCCCAGAAGGCCCAGGAAGCAGCUGGAGUUUUCAUUCCAGAAAGCCUCAGAGAGGAGCUGGAGGAUCGUAAGACUGAACAACAGAGGCUCUAUGAAAAUGCAGCUAAACUGGGUAUUGAUGGAGACAUCAGCAGUCCUCGAACCAGACCCAUUAUGAAAGAGCUGCAGGCCAUCCUGCAGAGGGAACAAGCCUUGAAGAAGAGACUGGCUUUAGUCCACGACUCACUAAACACAGCUCUGUCAGACAGCAACUCCCAGAGGAGGGACAACGGAGAGCAGAUUGCUCGGCUCACACAAGCUCACAGUAAAGCCUUGAGUUCGUACCGACAGAUUCGCAGGAAGUACCGCGAGCAGGCGUGGAGGCUGGAGCAGAAGGUGGCGGCGAUGAUGGAGAGUCACAACCACCAGAGUGGACCACCAAAAACUGCAGGAGAGGCCUUGGAGUGGAGGAGGGAAGAGACCGUUCUGUGAUCCUUUAUAUCCUCAGCCUGUCAAAUGUAUCAUCUACAAUCUACAGUCCUGCUGAAAUCAAGUCGCUCCUAUGUAUUUGUUAUAGUUUGUGAAAUUAUUGCACCGUACAGAUAAAAGCCUGUAUGAUUACAUAUAUGUGGUCCACCACUUUGGCUGGGAUUGAAAUAUCAUCAUCAGCCAUUGAAUGGAUUGCCAUGAAAUUAAGUACAGAUAUCCAUAGUCUAUUGAAUACACCAGAUUUUUCAAUUUGUCCAGUUCUUUGGUUUAUAUAAUGACAUUCCCAUAAGCCUCAACUGUAGCCUACUAUGUGUAGCAAAUGUUACUAUGUUUAAAUAGUAAAUUAAGAUAGUGAACAUUGUAGACCUCCUUAUCAACAGCAUUUAUAUGCAUGCCGACAUUUAGUUCAAAGCACCGCUGUGCCAAAGUAAGCCUACAGCCUCACCACUAGCAGGUCUGUAGACUCUUUGUCUUGAGAUUACAAUAUGUUCUAAAGUGUCUUAUUUUUCUGUCCUUGAAAAGAGAUACGUACUUAUUCAUCCAUCUGUUUUUCAGCUAUAUAUCUGUCAACCCAUCACUGACAUCUACAGCCGUCCACUCAGGCAUUCAUUGGUCCUUUAGAGGUAAAUAUAGAGUAUGUAGAGCAGUAGAACAUGGAAAGUACCCUCAGUUCUGUCUUUUCAACCCUGUGUGAGAGUUAUCAAUAAACCUAACAGGAUUCCAAGGCUUAACUUGUCUAACAGGAGUCACACAUCACAAGAUGCAUGCCUUAUUUCAGAGAAACAGCUGUCAUGCAGUCAUGAAUGUGUAAGACUGAUUCAAGGACUGACCCCACUGAGGACCUCGGGACUGACCUCGAAAGCGCACAUGUCCUUUUUCCCGUAAAAACUGACUAUGAAACCGCUCCCGGCUGGCCGUGUUGUCUGGACAAAGCUCCGAGGAGGGGGAUGGGAGCCAGGACAAUGGCACACAUGAUGUGCACACAAAGUGUACGACCAGCCCAUUUGUCUUCUUAGCACUUUCAUAGUGCUCUUCAUCAUUCUCUCUCUGCCUUUCACUAUUUCCACUUCUUUUAAACCAACAUGCUCAAAAUGUGAUUUUAUUUCAGGUCUAUAAACUACACGACAAAGCUGGUUUAGUAUUGUUUAUAUAUUUGUAUUUAUUCAUAUAUUUAAAACUUGUUUUUAAAGAUUUACAACUUCAGUAGCAAUGGAUGGGCACGAGAGCCACAACAAACAUACUCAUGUGACAUGAUGGGAUUUGCAACUGUGUUGUGAUGUACUGAGGCAACAGUGACAGAUACCUGGCAAUAUUGAAAUUCAUAGUCAAAAGAUUCCUACAGUCUUACACUGUCAGACUUUAAAAAAACAGAUCAACAACAGAUUUUUAUUCUACACAUUUCUCUUCUUCUUCCUUGUCAAAACCUGCUAAAUACACGGUGGCGUUAUGCAAACAAUAUUGUGGCACAUUAGUAAAGCACUGAAUUAAAGUAUAGAUGGCAUUUAAAAUGAAAAUCUCUUUUUUUAUGAAUCCUAUCACUUACUUCAAGUCUAAAAUGUGCCAACAGGUCGAUAAAUUAUGUGCUAAUUAUAUUUAAAAUUAACCUAACCCUAACCCUAAAUAAAUGUGAUAAAUUUGACAGCAUUUGACACCAAAUUCAGAAGCAUUUACACAGAUUCAGGGGAGGCCACAGGUAGCCUCAAGCAGAGAUGAGGAGCGAGCUGCAGGGAUGUGGUAACACUGAAAUCACUUGAGGUAAUUUAUUACAUACAGCUCCCUCCGGAUCCACAAAAUGCUUCAUACAGCUUCACAUAUGCAGAAUUACUCGCCGAGACCUCGGAACAGACUGUGAUGUGUAAAAUAAGUGCAAGGAAACAUUUUUGACAGAAAUUAGGAAAAAGUGGACCAUUAACAUGAAAAAAAUUAUAUUAUUUAAAUCAUUGGAUUACAGUAUUCAAAGAAAGUAUUAAGGCAUAAACACAUUUUUGGUUUUGGUCAUUUCAUUGGAUUUGUUGCUUAAAUAAAAUGUUUGUAAUUUGGGUGUACCAAUCUUUUAAAAAAACCUAGCUUACUCUUACCUCUCUUCAUACCCAUCCAUUGCUCUUUACCUCUCACUCAUACCCCCAUUUCCCUGCCUCCAUCCUCCAUUUCCUCUCCCUCCAUCUUCUCUCCUCACUCAUCUCUCAAUCAUCCCUAUCACUUCUCCCUCCUCCAGCCGACCCCGUGCCCUGACCUACCCGAGCCGGUCAGCUGCAGCUGUGACCAGCGGUCAGGAGGUUAAGGCAAAGGUUGAGUGUCACACCCACAGGGUCACAGCGAUGCCUUGCUGUUGUGUUAGCCUGUGAAUGGAGAGUUCAGAGUGCCAGACGAGGUGGCGAGCCCCUGACGCCCUGACUGUUGCCUGAGCUUGCCCUUUCCCGGGCAGAGGUCACCUCAGAGGGCCUGUCCUUGCCGCUCGCCCCCUACCUCCAGGUCACCAUCACUAUUGUUGUAAUAGCUGCCAUUAGAGCAGAUGAUACAAUUAUCGUUCCAUUUUGUGUUCGCUCACUCUAAGAUCUAUGUUAAGCUUCUGACUUUAUCAAAGGUUUUUAAGACAACAUGAUUGUUGUAACCUCUGGGUGACUCUUGUAUGAAAGAAGCCACAUUAUGCCAGAAUGUCCCAUGCAAAGAAAAGGUAUUUUUAUCACGUAUGGCUCAAUAUAUGUGCAUAUAUUAUAUAAUAAACUUUUAAUUUAUAUACUGUUUUUUUUUUAUGUAAAAUCUUAAUUUGUAAAGUAGUAAAUGUGGCUGUAAGUGUAAAAAGAACAAUGUUUUCCACUGAAAGGUAGUGGAGUAUAAGUAUAAAGUCAAAUGGAAAUACAGAAAGUACCUAAAAAUAGUGUGUUGUAUUUGAGUAUAUAUAACAUUCCCCCCAAUAGAACUCAUUGAACUGCUGGAGGUUUCCAGCGUUUAAUGUUACUUAAACAUACUUCUAAAUUUCUUUGUUGAAUUAAUAAAACCUUGUUUUAACCUUG
Molecule: messenger RNA, 5290 nt
Organism: Morone saxatilis (striped sea-bass)
Lineage: Eukaryota; Metazoa; Chordata; Actinopteri; Moronidae
Gene: ushbp1
Product: Usher syndrome 1C binding protein 1
Exons: 14
Coding region: 165-2279 (704 amino acids)
Source: RefSeq, a predicted model, not a curated record